UUGGCAGGGGGAUGGGUUGCGCUGUGCGGUAGUGGUCCGGGGGGCUAAGCGGCGCCCGGGGUGUGUGAGGGAGGGAGCGGGUAGCGCUGCGGGGCAAACAGCGCAGGAUUCCUAGUAUCAACGUCUCCCCGUGUUGUGUCUGUGUACGACUGACGGGUCAUGGAGGGGCCCUCCCGGGAAGGUGACCUGCUCACUGUGACCCAUGAGCUCCGGAGCGCGAAUUUGACAGGACAUGAAGAGAAGGUUGGAAUCGAGAACUUUGAGCUCCUGAAGGUCCUGGGUACAGGAGCAUAUGGCAAAGUUUUCCUGGUGCGGAAAAUCAGCGGCCACGACUCCGGGAAGCUUUACGCGAUGAAAGUUCUAAAGAAGGCGACUAUAAUCCAAAAAGCCAAGACAGCGGAGCACACACGAACAGAGCGUCAGGUGCUGGAGCACAUCCGGCAGUCUCCAUUCCUCGUCACGCUCCAUUAUGCUUUCCAGACAGACACCAAACUUCAUCUCAUUUUGGAUUAUAUUAACGGAGGCGAGCUUUUUACGCAUUUAUCGCAGCGGGAGAAAUUCACGGAGAGUGAAGUACAAAUCUAUAUCGGGGAGAUUGUACUGGCCCUCGAGCACCUGCACAAGCUGGGAAUAAUUUAUCGGGAUAUCAAACUCGAAAACAUUCUCCUGGACUCCAGCGGCCACGUGGUCCUAACAGACUUUGGUCUGAGUAAGGAGUUUCUGUCGGAUGAGAAUGAAAGAACCUAUUCCUUUUGUGGGACCAUAGAAUAUAUGGCGCCCGAGAUCGUCAAAGGUGGAGAUUCUGGACACGACAAGGCUGUCGACUGGUGGAGUUUGGGGGUCUUGAUGUAUGAACUGCUAACAGGAGCGUCGCCUUUCACUGUAGAUGGAGAGAAAAAUUCACAAGCUGAAAUUUCUAAGAGAAUAUUAAAAAGCGACCCGCCCUAUCCUCAAGAAAUGAGCGAGCUGGUGAAAGAUCUUAUUAGAAGUCUAUUGAUGAAAGAUCCUAAAAAGCGCCUUGGCUGCGGUCCAGCUGGCUCCGAUGAAAUAAAGAAACAUCCUUUUUUCCAGACCCUGAAUUGGGAAGAUUUAGCAGCAAAGAAAGUCUCUGCUCCUUUUAAACCGGUCAUCAAGGACGAGCUGGACGUGGGCAAUUUUGCGGAAGAAUUUACAGAAAUGGAUCCCACUUACUCUCCAGCCGCUCUCCCCAUGAACGCUGACCGGAUAUUUCAGGGUUAUUCCUUUGUUGCUCCAUCCAUCCUAUUCAAGCCCAAUGCUGCCAUCGCAGAUACUGUCCAGUAUCACCUUGGAACGGAGCGCCCAGGAGUCACAAAUAUUGCAAGGAGUGCUAUGAUGAAGGACUCUCCUUUUUAUCAGCACUACGAGCUCGAUUUGAAGGAGAAGCCGUUGGGCGAGGGCAGUUUUUCCAUCUGUCGAAAAUGUUUGCACAAGAAAACCAACCAGGAGUACGCUGUGAAAAUAAUCAGCAAGCGAAUGGAGAGUAAUACCCAGAAAGAAAUAGCAGCAAUGAAGUUGUCUGACAGUCACCCCAAUAUAGUGAAGUUACAUGACGUUUACCAUGACCAGCUUCACACAUUCCUUGUGAUGGAAUUAUUGAAAGGAGGGGAAUUAUUUGAGCGUAUCAAGAAGAAGAAAUCUUUCAGCGAGUCUGAAGCCAGCUACAUUAUGCGAAAGCUGGUUUCAGCAGUCAGCCAUAUGCACGACGUGGGUGUUGUACACAGGGACCUGAAGCCGGAGAAUUUACUGUUCACGGAUGAAAGCGAUAACGCUGAAAUAAAAAUCAUAGAUUUUGGGUUUGCGCGUUUAAAGCCACCGGAUAACCAGCCCCUUAAAACUCCCUGCUUUACUCUGCAUUAUGCCGCACCAGAACUCUUGAACGCAAGUGGCUACGAUGAGUCAUGUGAUCUCUGGAGUCUAGGGGUCAUUUUAUAUACAAUGCUGUCGGGUCAGGUGCCUUUCCAGUGUCAUGAGAAGACUCUGAUGUGCGUCAGCGCUGAGGAAAUCAUGAAGAAGAUUAAGCAAGGCGACUUCUCUUUUGAAGGAGAAAGCUGGAAAAACGUUUCUGAGGAGGCGAAAGAAUUAAUACAAGGGCUUCUUACUGUAGAUCCAAAUAAAAGAAUCAAGAUGUCGACCCUGAGGUAUAACGAAUGGCUUCAGAAUGGCAGCCAGUUAUCUUCCAACCCACUCAUGACUCCAGAUGUCCUGGGCUCAGCUGGAGCAUCGGUGCACACUCAUGUGAAAGCCACAUUUCAUGCCUUCAACAAGUACAAGCGGGAAGGUUUCCUCCUCCAAAACGUGGACAAGGCUCCACUGGCCAAGCGGCGGAAGAUGAAAAAAAACAGCACAAGCACAGAGACCCGGAGCAGCUCCAGCGAGAGCUCCCACUCCUCCCAUGGUAAAACCUCUCCGACAAAGACUGUGCAGCCAGCCGGCCACAGCGACAGCAAUAACCCCGACACUAUCUUCCAGUUCACGGACUAGAGACACCCCAGAAGAGACCAGGAACGCGGCGGGGUGCCGUGCUGCAGAACGCCACUUGUGGGCUUGGAAGAAAUUAGCCAUUCAUAAGAACCAUUUGGUGCUGCAAGGGCUUAUGGGAGUUGGGGGAGGGGGGGGGUGCGAUAACUUUGGCAUGGAAGCACUAGCGAGUGAUGCUGUGAAUGCUCCCCUUUCCUUUCCUCUCCUGCCCAGGAAUGAGGAGUUUUAAGAUCUUGUAAGGGCUGCUGCGGACAAUCGCAUAUCUCGCCUUAAUUUACCCCGCGGCUGCUGGGAAGGCCUCCAUUUAUCACAAAAAAAAGGUUUGACCUGCCCGCUGAGAAUGAGUGGUCACCCUGGGGGUGGCUUUUAUUUGCGUAUAUGAAACAGCAGGCCUAUGCAACCUUUGGCUUUCCAGCAGCAACCGGGGGCAUGCUUAGACUUGUAGUUCAACAACCCUCCCCCCCUUUAAUAUUUUGUACUGUGAAUGGUGGCACUGUCUUUGUGCUUGGCCUGUCAUAGUCCUUCAUUUCAAGUAGAGCCCAAACUAACGAGUUUCCAGCCCGUAGCACUCAUUAUCCCCCUCUCCAGUUUUAAUCAGUUUUGUACAUGAUUAUUACGAGAACGCACUUGGACGCGGUUCAGGUGAACCCCGCAGGCGUCAGGCGGGGAGCAAUUAUUUUUUUAAUUGCUUUCUGUGAACUUUUAAGUGAAAUUUGCUCUGGCUUUUAGAACCUAAAGUCAAGAAACCGCAAUGUUUUAUUGGUCCGCUGGAGAGGUUUCCUCGCUUUUAUUGUUCGGAGCGUUUUCCACUGAGUUUUCUGCACUAGAUAUGGAAGUUCUUAUUGUGAGGGGGAGGGUUCAGGAUGUCGCCCCAUCCUUCCUCUUUUUAUACAUAGAUCAGACUUGAAGCUUUCUGUACUGUAGCGGGUGAGGGCAUCGGAGCAUCGGCUCAUGUCCUGCGACCCCCUGUUUGUGUAUCUUGUCCUAUCCGUGUCAUGUUUUAUGCAAUCAAUUGCAUUUUAUAGUCCACUCCUUAGGCUUGGCUUAGAGCCAUUCUGUGAGUCCUGGUUUUUUCGUAGCCUAGUCUUAGCGUUUUUCGGAAACGCUGUUUUUGUAAUUGAUACUGGAAGGGACUGCCUUGUGCUGUUUACUGUCGUUUUAACCUCAUCCUGGAUACGUUAGGGAUUUUGCAUACUGUGCACUUCUGCUUCUUUAUUGGGGCCUUCCUGAGGCCGAGAGGCAAGG
This is a messenger RNA of Bufo bufo (common toad), 3744 nucleotides long. It is a transcript of the gene RPS6KA5, whose product is annotated as ribosomal protein S6 kinase A5. The coding region runs from base 160 to 2502 and encodes 780 amino acids. The transcript is spliced from 17 exons. The record is from RefSeq and is a predicted model, not a curated record. Gene Ontology annotation, molecular function: magnesium ion binding; ATP binding; protein serine/threonine kinase activity. Gene Ontology annotation, biological process: regulation of DNA-templated transcription; protein phosphorylation; intracellular signal transduction. Lineage: Eukaryota; Metazoa; Chordata; Amphibia; Anura; Bufonidae.